UGCUAUCAGGUCUUCUAAUAUUAAUGUUCAGAGAGAGAGAGAGAGAGAGAGUAAUGGUUUCUAGGAAGCACAAGAGAGCAGCCAUGUACAAGAAGCUGCAACUGCUUCGUUCAAUCACCAACUCCCAUGCGAAACUGGCCUCUUUCAAUGGAGAAUUAUGUGGGAGGAAACUGCAGAUUGCAGAGUAAAACCUCGAUUAUAUUAGAUGCAUCGAAGUACAUAGAAGAUCUAAAGCGGAAGAUAGAUGAAAUGAAUCGAGAUAUUGUUGUGGAAACUGUCCAAGCUUCAUUGCCCCUGCUUAAGGUAGAAGCUCAAGAAAAGGGUUUUGUGAUUGAGGUGUUCACGGAAAGGAGUUGUUGUGGUUUGCUUGUGUUCAUUUUGGAAGCCUUUGAAGAGCUGGGCCUUGAUGUGCGCCAAGCUAGGGUUUCUUGUUCAGACAGAUUUCAUUUAGAAGCCAUCGGAGCCAAAGAUAAUCAAGGAGAUCAGGAGGACCAGAUAGAUGCUCAAGUGGUCAAAGAAGCAGUUUUGCAAGCUAUUCAAUGCUGGAGUGCAACAAGCGAGCAAAAAUAAGAAAGCCAAAUCGAUCUUAUAUUUGUUUCGAACUACAUAAUUUUCUUCUUUCUAGCUUCGUUUUCCUUUUAUUUUUUCAUUUUAAUUUCCAAUUAACUAUCUAGAUCGGAGUUUAAUUUCUA
Juglans microcarpa x Juglans regia is the source of this 692-nucleotide messenger RNA. RefSeq lists its product as uncharacterized. Gene Ontology annotation, molecular function: sequence-specific DNA binding; DNA-binding transcription factor activity. The record is from RefSeq and is a predicted model, not a curated record. Lineage: Eukaryota; Viridiplantae; Streptophyta; Magnoliopsida; Fagales; Juglandaceae. Gene Ontology annotation, biological process: regulation of DNA-templated transcription. The transcript is spliced from 5 exons. The coding region runs from base 127 to 570 and encodes 147 amino acids. Gene Ontology annotation, cellular component: nucleus.